GUGUACAAAUCCAGCGAUGUAAACAACAACGCAAAAGACAAGUCUCACAGUAUUGACAACACCACGGGAAUUUAGAGCAUCACAUCCCCGCAUCAAACGGUUCACCUCACUCUGGCUGACAGCCAUGAACCUCCCCGUCACUGUCAAAGUGAACUUUAGGGGCAAUGUGAAGAAAUUUCCCGUCUUGGACACGAACAAAGCACAGUGGGAGACUGUAGAGGCCUGGAUUAAAACUACAUUCGGCUUGAGUCAUUUCCAAGUGAAAUAUUUUGACGAGGACAACGAGGAGGUGUGCAUAAACAGUCAAGAUGAAUACACAGAAGCGUUGAAGAGUUCAUUCAAACAAGCCAACCAGCUACACAUGAAUGUGUAUAAGAUGAAGGGCCAGGCAGAGGGUGGUGCUGUGAAGCCAGAGCUAAAAGAACUAAAGAUAGACCCCAGACCAGCUCCUCCGUAUCGAGCAAGGGUCAAGAUGGCAGACAAAGAGACCCAGGUGACCCCUGAACGGGAAUCUGCUGUAGUGAAAGAAAACAAAGGGAUGAAAACAGAAGAGGAAGCAGUCCCAACAUGGUUCAAAUCUUACAUGGACAGGUUUAAAGACCAAGUUGUACGGGAGGUGGUGGACAGGAUGUGUAGUGAGUUUUCUGGCCAGUGUUGCACACACAAAGCCCCAGAUCCUCCCACAGAGCAGCCGAGCACUUCUGGCACUCAGAAAGCAACUAGUUCUACCACACAAAGGGCCUCCAGCUCAACUCCAAACUGCAGUAGCUGCAAAGGACCAGCCACUGGUGGAGGAUAUCAGUGCAGCGUUUGCCCAUCUUGCAUCUUAUGUGAGCCGUGUAGUCAUAAACACGACCCCAGCCACAACCUAAAGAGGACAAGGACUCCGUUGUCGGUCCCUGAACGUGGAGUUACUCCAGAACCCAGGUUUCUGAGGCGGGGUGACCGGACAGUGCGUAAAGCCGAGAGGCAGCGGCUGAAAGCUGAGCGGAGGCAGUUGAAGGCAGAGGUGAAGGAGAUCAAGAAGAAGCUGAGGCUGGAGAAGAGAGGUCUGCUAUGGAGUGGAGCCUCCAACGGGACCGGCACCUCAGGCCUUCCCCUCGCUCCCGCCCCGUCUCUGGGCCCAGGACCAGCCCCAGCUUCGACCCUGUGCCCAGACCCUCAAACUUCCAGUCCAGAGGGUCCCAAGGUCUCCUGCUCCACCUUGGUGCCCACAAUGACUGCCUUGUUUCUGGAUGAGAAUCUACCAGAUGGCACUUGUCUGGAGCCGGGCACCAAGUUCAUCAAGUACUGGAAGAUGAAGAACACUGGCAACAUCAGCUGGACCUCGGAUACCAAGUUAAAGUUUAUGUGGGGGAACCUGACUCUGGGAUCACGUGAACAGAAAGAGGUUGCGGUGCCCUUUCUGCAGCCGGAUCAGGUCGGUGUGGUGAGCGUGGCGUUUGUGGCGCCCCUACUGGAAGGCACCUACACUUCUCAUUGGCGCCUGGCACACUGCGGUGUGCAGUUUGGACCGAGAGUGUGGUGUAGCAUUGUAGUUGUGCCAAGCUCAGGGCAGAAACCCAGCUCCUACUGCAGUAAAUCACUGAGGGCUGAUCUCUGUCUAAUGAGAAAAGAGGGGGUGUUCUGGUCGGGCACCAGAGACUGUGAUGCUCAAGUGUCUACCAGUUCCAGGAGAAAAUACUACACCCCCUCUGUAGAUUUACUAACAGCUCAGGACCUUCUAUCCUUUGAGCUGCUGGAUAUAAAUAUUGUGCAAGAAUUGGAGAAGGUCCCAGCCAACACUCCAGUCGAUAUGACCCCCUGCGUAACUCCUCCCACUCAUCUCGGAUCCUCGCUGGGAAAGCACGGGACAGGACUGAGCAAAGUCAAAGCUGGACGUUCAGGCGGGAAGAAGACUCAAGUGUUGCAGCCUCAGAGACAAAAUGAUCUGGACAUCCCAGCCAAUGAGGAAGGAGAUGAAGACAUCAGCGGGACGCAGUUUGUCUGCGAGACUGUGAUUCGUUCGCUCACUCUAGAGGAAGAGCCAGAACGCAAACCUCAGCGCAGGGCUCGUCCCAACCUGAGCAGGACUAACCUUCGUGACGCUCCUCGCGUUCAGGAAAGAUUGUUACUGGCGAAGAACGAUAAACUUUUGGCAGUCAUAAACAGACCUGAGGCUCCACCCCCUAUACCAAAGCCAAUCAUAACAGAGGAACCAGUCAUGCCAGUCUUUUCAGAGGCUUUGAUUGGCUCAAAUGAAAACAUCUACACUGACCCAGCUGCACAGGAAGAGAACGAAGAGGAAGUGGAGCAAAAGGCACAUGGAAACGGUCACGAGAAAGAGGAAGAAGCAGGAGAGUGGGACGAGGUGAGCAGCCAGGUGUCAUCUGCCUCAUCAGAGGACUACAUUGUCAUCCUGCCUGACUGCUUCGAUACUUCCAGGCCCCUGGGAGAUUCAAUGUAUAGCUCAGCAAUGUCCCAGCCUGCAGCCCCUCCCACCAACGAAGUAGCGGCGCCGCAAAUCCAGAGCAGUGCUGAAGGAGAGAUCGAGGAGACCACCCCUGCUCCAGCUCUUCAAAACAGCAUGAAUAAGAUGCUCUGCACCUCUCAAAUACUGGAAACCCCCGCUCUAAUUCCAGAGAUGGUGCCUCCACCCAUAGCUCUGUCACCACCCCCAUCGCUUCGAACCCAUAGAUCGGUGAGAUCUCAUGAUCUUGAACCAGGGACCUCUGAAGAGAACACAUGCAAGCCUGAAGAUGACUCAGAUGGUUGCAAAUCGGCUCAUUCAGAGGCCCCUGUUAGUGCCUUUGAGACCUGCAGCUCCCAGGAACUCAGGGUGCAUCACGGUGGUCUGACAGAGGGUCUGGUGAAGGGAGCACUCUCUGUGGCCGCUUCUGCUUAUAAAGCACUCUUCACAGGCCAGAGCACAUCUCAGCGGCCUGCCGUUGACCCAGCCUGCGAGGAUGCCUCCUUGAUGGCGGUAUUACAGGAGAUGGGCUUCAGUAAUCAGCUGCUGAAUCAGAGGUUGCUAAGAAAGCAUCACUACAAUUUGCUCGAUGUUGUCAACGAGCUGGUGCAGUUGACCGACAGCGAAUGGCACAUCUCAAGACACUAGGAGGCACCGUGGCGACCUCAAUGAGUAUGUCAUGAAGUAUAAGAAUUGUAAAUGAUUUCAUCAUUUUGCAGCAUUCUCUUCAAGAGUGGGCUGGUGUUAAACGCUUCUGAUGUUCUUUGUUAGAGAAAUAGUGUGGACUCUUCAAAAGGGUCUGCUGAUAAUAGCUGCAAUGAUGCAAUUACUUGAUUGUAUACUCUUAGUUUAAUGUUUUUAAAGACGUUAUGAAUGGGGUAACAGCAUAUGUUUUUAGCAGUCUUUAUGCUAUCUUCAAUCUGUGUGUAUGUGCCCUACUAACAUGUAUAGACUUCUCUUCUUAGAAAGGCUUCAGGUAUCUUUUGUACUGCUUGAUAAGAUGAGCAUUAUUUGAGACUAUAUCCCGAGGGUUUCGGUUUGUUUGGAUACUUUUAGGAUUGCCUGUGUUGAUUUGUUCUUUGUCACAGUGACCUCUAUAUUUGUAUAGCUUAUUUUCGAUGACACUAAUUCAUGUCACAUUAAGGUUGGGCUACUACAUCAUAGGAAUGUGUGCAAUGAGUUUCUUCAGUCAUGCUUAACCAAACCAGUGAUUGAUUGGUUAAAAUUUUUGCUAGGCACAGAUUUUUGGUCAUAUUGUUAUUUUCAUGUGCUACCAAUGUAUUACUAUAAGCUGAAGGCUUAUAAACAUGGCUUUUGGUGUCCAACACAGUGAAUAAAAAUAUUCCACAUUACCAUUUGUUGGAAUGGAUUGU
Messenger RNA from Triplophysa rosa, 3822 nucleotides. RefSeq names its product NBR1 autophagy cargo receptor a (gene nbr1a). Gene Ontology annotation, biological process: macroautophagy. Gene Ontology annotation, cellular component: phagophore assembly site. The record is from RefSeq and is a predicted model, not a curated record. Bases 125 to 3097 code for a protein of 990 amino acids. The transcript has 21 exons. Gene Ontology annotation, molecular function: ubiquitin binding. Lineage: Eukaryota; Metazoa; Chordata; Actinopteri; Cypriniformes; Nemacheilidae.